Parathielavia appendiculata is the source of this 710-nucleotide messenger RNA. RefSeq lists its product as uncharacterized. Lineage: Eukaryota; Fungi; Ascomycota; Sordariomycetes; Sordariales; Chaetomiaceae. Bases 86 to 613 code for a protein of 175 amino acids. The transcript has a single exon. The record is from RefSeq and is a predicted model, not a curated record.
CUUCUCGCACUUCUGAUUGCUCGGAGGCCAGCCCCGUGGCUCUCCACCAUCCUGGGUUCCGUCUGCGCUAGGUCCUUAAUGGGACAUGCUCGGCAGCGAGCUCCUCGAUUUGUUUCUCCGCCAGCUCCCACUCCUGCCAUUGACCGUCUCCUGCGACCGUCUGUCGCACCGGGCUGCCUGGCAGGUCUCGUCCACACCGGCUUCUUUGUGCACUUUCGGAGACGCCAUCUCCCUGGGGCCGCAAAUCGCAGACGCUGCCUUGCCAAUCCUUAACCUUGCUGGCCUGCCGAAACCCGUCCCCUACCCUGGACCGAGCUUUCGUUUUUCGUCCUCCCCACUUCGCCCACCCCAGGCCGCGAACGCGCAACACAGACCACAUCCUGUUGCUGCCCAACAAGGUAACGAACUGGUUUCUGUUCGUCUCGGUCUCAACAGCCUUUCCCGUGGAGGGCCGACUGUCAGAAAGCUGAUAGGGGCUCCGGCAGAACAAGUCAGCGGCUUUUCCGAUACACACGCCCAUCCUCCCCACCCCCACACUCCUUCACAGACCGCUUCGUGCCGAGUGCGCUUGCUGGGGUUUUCAUCAUCCUCGCGCGUCGCAAGCGUUAUCUGAGGCUCACAGUCACGGGGUCUGACAACUUUCCUGCUUGGCUGUCCCCCAAGCGUGGGCUUCCUCCCCGCUUGUGCUCCAGCCUCCAUGCUACCGCGGC